Molecule: messenger RNA, 1182 nt
Organism: Zootermopsis nevadensis
Lineage: Eukaryota; Metazoa; Arthropoda; Insecta; Blattodea; Termopsidae
Source: RefSeq, a predicted model, not a curated record
UUUGAGUCUCUUUUGAAAUAUUUGAAUAUCAAUGAUUACUCACUGAGUGGCUCAUUAACUGACUGUUGCCAUUAUAUUGCAUCUUAAUUUCAGGCUUCAAGAAAAUAAUAUUUUUCUGUGUAAUUAAAAAUAACGCUAAUUUUCUUUUGAGUGUCUCUUAGAAAAUUUCUAUAUAAGUAAAAGUAGUCCAAAUAUCUGGAGAGACAAAUGAUUGAUGUUGAGGAACAAUGACAACCCAAUAACAAAUUUGUACCAAGAAAAUUGGUGGAAACAAUUACAACUGCAUAACAAGCAGUCUUAUAAGGAAAGGAUUUUAAAGAAUGUAACUCCUUGGUUUAUUUUAACACCUCAAGUUAUUCAACUGAUAUUUUUAAUUUCUGAGAUUCUUCAUCAGCCUCCUGAAGUACGGUACCUCACCAUUGAAAUCUUUGACAGGUUCUUGACCUGUCAAUAUCUGCAGUUAUACGCUUAUGUCUGGAAUAAGCCUGGUGCCAGUAUUGAAAAUUCACAACGUCAGUGGGAUCGUGUUGUUGACAGAGUGAAGCACCAACUGAUCCUUCGUGCUUUGACCUGUAUGCAGCUUGCUUCUAAACUUGUUAAUACUUCUGAGAUCCUUACCCCUGUGGCAAUUAUGAACUUCCUCAAGCAUGCUAAUCAGGAUUUCACCGAACAAAGUAUCAUAUCAUCAGAGAGAAGAGUAUUUGAAACAAUCCAGUUCAAGAUUCCAUUUUCUCACCCCUUGACAUAUGUUGAGUUUCUAAUACAACAGUUGUCAGAUCCACAAAUCGACAUUGAUUUAGACUCACUGUACUCCACUAGCAUUAAAGUACUGGAUGUGGCUUAUAUUCAGCAUCAUGAGAUAUACUUGAAACUCUUUCAUUUAAUUACUGGCAGAUGGGAACGAACACCGAGAGAAAGGCAGGAGUUCCUGGCUGUGGAGUGUGACAAUAUAUACUUGGCAUGUGCAGUCAUAGUGUGCGCUGCUGAUAUCUCAGAAGCAAACAGCAAAAAUGUCAUUAUCAAACUGCAUCAACGAACUGGCAUCCCUCUCAAUGACCUGCAAGGUUUAUCAUCUAUCAUAACAGAACUUAUUGUUUCUGAAUAGCAGACACCCAAAAUUAUCAUGAGAAAGAAAAAGGCAAGACAAACAUAUUGCAAAAAACAUUGUUCAAUAAAGUUUAA